Molecule: messenger RNA, 741 nt
Organism: Aspergillus melleus
Lineage: Eukaryota; Fungi; Ascomycota; Eurotiomycetes; Eurotiales; Aspergillaceae
Product: acetoacetate decarboxylase family protein
Exons: 2
Coding region: 1-741 (246 amino acids)
Molecular function (GO): lyase activity
Source: RefSeq, a predicted model, not a curated record
AUGGUGGAUUGUAACGACUAUAAAGAGCGACUGAUAAUCGCAGGCUUGAAGACCCCAGAGCACAUAGUCCAAUUUGCCCUUUGGUUCACUAUCCGUCGGCGCAACUCCCAUUCCUCAGUAUGCUCCCCAUACUCCACCAACGGCAAUGAAUAUAGCGACGUGACCAUGUUGAUUGUCACCUAUCGCACCAAGGCAGAUCAUGUCCGUCCCUUUGUGCCGGAUGUGCUGGAGCUGGAAGACGAGCCCUUGGUGACUGCAAUGCUGUUAAGUCAUGGCAUGAGCACUUUCGGCACGUACCAAGGAAACGAGGCGGCGGUCUUCUGUGGCCGCGAGCAACUGGGGUAUCCCAAGAAAUUUGGCCCCGUCUCCCUGGCGCUGCAAACGGGAUCCAGUGUGAUCAAGGGCCAUGCCGAGUAUCCUGCAGGUCAGAGAGUGGUGCAGUUCAACUACAGCCCUCUUCGAAGGCUCGAGGAGGUGGUCUUCCCGGCAAAGCGAUCCUUGAAUCUACGUGUCAUUCCGUCGGCCAUACCGGAUCAGUCCCCUUCGGUAAAGGAGUUUAUUCCAUUCGUGGCGGACUUUGCGUCUGAUGAGGCCUGGGAGGGUGCUGGGUCAAUCUCUUUCCAUGAGCCGUCUGGAUUUCAUCUGUUACAUCGCGUGGAGGUUCUGCGAUACGAAUCCGCUAUUCUGGUUCGACGUGGGACGUGUGCUAUCCGUUCUGCGACGGAGGUGUUCCCUCUCUAG